Messenger RNA from Monopterus albus (swamp eel), 892 nucleotides. RefSeq names its product chromosome unknown C5orf63 homolog (gene cunh5orf63). Bases 502 to 834 code for a protein of 110 amino acids. NCBI's taxonomy places the organism in Eukaryota, Metazoa, Chordata, Actinopteri, Synbranchiformes, Synbranchidae. The record is from RefSeq and is a predicted model, not a curated record. The transcript is spliced from 4 exons.
GAUUAGAAAAUAUGCUAUAGCGUUUUAUCUCCCAGAGAUCAGGUAAUUAAAUGUUGUGAGGCUGCAUACGGUCCCAUGCAGUAGGUGGCGGUCUGCACCUUCAGCAUUGGUUUGCCAUCUGCCAGAUUGAAGCACCAGAGCCAUCCACUGGCUAGAACACGAGAAGAAGAAGAAGAGAAAACGGAAGUGUACGUCUACAGAGCAAUCAAUAGGUUUUUAGAGGGUACCGGGCUGAGUAAAAUAAUAAUGCAUAAAUUGAGUGAGGCUAUUUCAUUAUAGUAGCACUAGAUAGGAGCUGUUCUGAUCCGCACUCCAGCCUGGAAGGUGGCGGUAAUGCACCUAAAGCUGGUUUCCAUCCGCCGUUAAAAAAAUAACUAAAGAAGAAGAAGAGGAGUUUGAUUGAGCUCCAAACGUCCAUCAAACGUCAACAGAAAUUUCAGCAGGGACUUCGCCAGGGCUUCCUCUGGGACGGAAAAGGGACGUUCGGCCAGACUCGACAAAAUGUUUUUCCUGAAGACUUUUCCUGUGUGUGAACCUGCAGCUCUGCAGCUUCUCAGACUGUUCUCUACCAACACUCUGCCCACUCUCACUCUGUUUACUAAGGACCCGUGCCCUCUGUGUGAUGAAGCCAAACGAGAGCUGGAGCCGCUGAAACACAGAUUUGUCCUGCAGCAGGUGGACAUCAGUCUUCCAGAGAACAGGAUGUGGCUCGACAGGUACAGGUGGGACAUUCCUGUGUUCCACCUGAACGGACAGUUUGUGAUGAAACAUCGAGUAGACAUCGUCCUGCGGAACAAACUGCUGCAGGAAGCUGAGACUGACAAAACAAGAUGAUAUUUAUAUCCAAUUUAUUCAGGAUGUUCAGUAACAAAUAAACAGAUGUGAUCAAUAA